GCAACGUUGGACUGCGUGGGCUCCGUGUCUCGGUCUCCUCGGCGCCCGCCGUAGGCUCAGCUACUCAAUCGUCACGCCAAGAAGCCAAUCAGACCAGGGUUAAGGAAUUGAGAAACCCGAACAUUACCUAAACUCCGUAGGGGAUGGAGACCGAUCACCAGCCUUCAUGAACUUCAUUUUACCACUACUUCGCGGAGAUAGCUUCUAGCAGUAAUGCGAGAGGCACCGGCGUAUGGAUUAAAUGACUUUAAUCCUCAAGGCCAAUGCUCUUCAAUGGGGCAUAGACGUAGACUUAGAACGAAGACAAGUAGUACAUAUACCCGGGUGUUUACCCUAUUUUCUUUGCGAUGUGUUCAUCACGAAGUAAAAACUAGAUUUCAAUAUACAUUUACAGGCGGCAUCAAUAGUAUAUUUUAGAAACAUACCACGGCUUUUGAGUUUUGACACUGAGAUGGCUUACGAAAGGUCCAUUAUCAUCACUGGCGGGACGGUGAAUCUAGGCUACUAUACCGCGCUACAGAUUGCCAAGGCACAUCCCGAAUACCUAAUCAUCGUCUCAUCACGAUCAGACCGCGAGCAUGCCGCGGAUACCAUCAACGAGACCCUCGGCCAAAAAAAUGUGGUCUACAUCCCACUGGAUCUCUCAAGCCUACAGAGUGUACGGACUUUUGCUGAAGACUGGGCAUCGAAGAAAUAUCCCCCUAUACAGGCCUUAGUUUUCAACGCGGCCAUACAACAUCCCGGACCUCUAGUUAAAACUGUUGACGGCCUCGAAUCAACUUUCGGCGUUAAUCACGUUGGUCAUGCUUUACUCUUCCACCUCCUGUGUCCUUACCUCGCCCACAAGGCUCGGGUGGUUGUCGUUUCCAGCGGGACUCACGACCCAGAUCAGGUUACUGGUGGCAUGCCCAAACCAAACUAUAUAAGUGCCGAGGAGAUGGCACAUCCCACAUCCGCCUCGAUUAAUAACCCGGGCCUCCAGCGGUACGCUGAAAGCAAGCUCGUGAACAUACUAUGGACGUACGCGCUCGACCGCCGUCUGAAACAGCGUGUUCCGGAGCGAGAGAUUACCGUGAAUGCUUUUGACCCAGGUCUAAUGCCCGGCACCGGAUUGGCGCGCGAACACAAUGCAUUUCUCCGGUUCCUCUGGAAACACGUCCUUCCAAGGAUUAUUUUACUUCUCAGGGUUAUCUUCGUCCCGAAUAUCCAUCAUCCGAAUGAAUCUGCGGCUUCGCUAACGCGCCUUGCGGUUGGCUCGGAUCUUGAAGGCGAAAGUGGCAAGUACUUUGAAGGUGCAAAAGUUAUUAGGAGUAGCAAGGAUAGCUAUGAUGAGGUUAAACAAGAUGAUGUUUGGCAAUGGACAGUGAAGUAUCUUGCGAAGGGGGACGAGGAACGGGAACGCUUCGAACAGCUGAAAUAGUUCAGCACUAAUUUGUUAUUAUUUUCCAUUCCGUAUCUCACAUCUAGACCUUAUGUAACAUUAAACCGAUAUGACGGAACGUGGAAAUAUACUCAGGGGUAUUUCUUUAAAUAUAACGUACCUACCUACCUAUAUAAAUGUAAUUAACAUUAGACUUAACUUCAAUCAUAAUUAAAAAUUACCUAUCACCGGAAAUAACAUACGAGU
Molecule: messenger RNA, 1627 nt
Organism: Daldinia vernicosa
Lineage: Eukaryota; Fungi; Ascomycota; Sordariomycetes; Xylariales; Hypoxylaceae
Product: NAD(P)-binding protein
Exons: 1
Coding region: 452-1420 (322 amino acids)
Source: RefSeq, a predicted model, not a curated record